AAAUAUACCAAGAACCCGACCUCACUUUCUUGGAAAGAAAGACAAAAACACAGAAAAAGGGUUUGCAGGUAGCAAAAUUUCAUCACUCCAAAUUCGUCACGAAAAACCAUAAACCGUCACUAAAUCAAUCUCCACAUCGAGUAAUCACCAAUGGACGUCAUAAAAUCACAACAAUUAUCAGUUCGAUCGAUCGAAAAAGUCGUCGUACAUCCGUUAGUACUCCUCAGCAUCGUCGACAACUACUACAGAGUCGCUAAAGACACUCGGAAGCGAGUCGUCGGUGUUCUUCUCGGUAGCUCGUUCAAAGGAACCGUUGAUGUCACUAAUAGUUACGCAGUGCCAUUCGAGGAAGAUGAGAAGGACCCCAGUAUAUGGUUUCUUGAUCACAACUAUCAUGAGGCCAUGUUCUCCAUGUUCAAGAGAAUCAACGCAAAGGAGCAUGUUGUAGGGUGGUAUAGCACUGGCCCAAAACUACGGGAGAAUGAUCUCGAUGUUCAUGGUCUAUUUAAUGACUAUGUUCCAAAUCCUGUAUUGGUUAUAAUCGAUGUGCAACCGAAGGAGUUGGGAAUACCGACCAAAGCAUAUUAUGCCAUUGAAGAGGUUAAAGAGAACGCCACUCAGAAAAGCCAGAAGGUUUUCGUUCACGUGCCUUCAGAAAUCGCCGCACAUGAAGUAGAGGAAAUCGGAGUGGAACAUUUGUUGAGGGAUGUCAAGGAUACCACUAUCAGCACACUUGCAACAGAGGUAACUGGAAAGCUGGCAGCAUUGAAAGGUUUAGAUGCAAGAUUGAAGGAGAUACGUGGGUAUCUUGACCUUGUUAUAGAUGGCAAGCUACCAUUAAAUCAUGAAAUUCUGUACCAUCUACAGGAUGUGUUUAACCUUCUUCCCAAUCUGAAUGUUGCUGAUUUGAUAAAGGCAUUUGCAGUGAAAACCAAUGACCAAAUGCUUGUUAUCUACCUUUCUUCUCUCAUUAGAAGUGUGAUCGCUCUUCACAACUUGAUCAAUAAUAAGAUGCUUAACAAGGAGCACGAGAAAGCAGAAGAUGCAAAACCGGCCACGGUUGUCAGUAGUUAGGGACGGACAAAACAUUUUAAUCUUGUUUUGUAUUGUUUUUCCAUCUCAACUGUUGUAUUGGAAUGGAUUGCAAUCCACGAUGAGUAACUAGUCGUAACAAGUCAACGAGUUUAGCUUUCGUACGGGUGAAAACAGGAGGGUCGGAUUCUCUUUUAAACACACAAAAGUUCCUUUUUAUAUA
Messenger RNA from Helianthus annuus (common sunflower), 1255 nucleotides. RefSeq names its product 26S proteasome non-ATPase regulatory subunit 7 homolog A. Gene Ontology annotation, cellular component: proteasome complex; proteasome regulatory particle. Lineage: Eukaryota; Viridiplantae; Streptophyta; Magnoliopsida; Asterales; Asteraceae. Gene Ontology annotation, molecular function: metallopeptidase activity; protein binding. The transcript is spliced from 10 exons. The record is from RefSeq and is a predicted model, not a curated record. Gene Ontology annotation, biological process: proteasome-mediated ubiquitin-dependent protein catabolic process. Bases 151 to 1074 code for a protein of 307 amino acids.